UUGGCUCCCGCGCUUUUCUCAUUUUUGAAAUCCUUUAGUAAGCUAGACAGAAGGGUCUGGAUUUAUUUUAUAUUUUCGAUUUUUUUGUUUCAGAUUGGUCAUAGCCAGUACGGCAUGUAUUUGUUUGUAUUCUUCAGUUAGUGAAAUGAGUGAAUGAAGCAAUCACGAGUGCAUGCAUGGGGGUUUUGUAGUCGUUUGUUGCUUAACUUUAUUUAUUGGCUUAAACUUGGGCUCUUUAAAGAUUAAAUCGUCGUAGCCUGUGUGGUUUCUGCGUGACACGUGAGUACAUUUUUCUACUACUACAAUGACUAAACUGAACAUUUUUAGACAUUCUGUAGCUAUAGAAGAAAAUAUAAACAUAUGAACUGCAACUGAUGAUGCCAUAGUUACUUUUUUGCGUUUAUUAUUACCUGCAUGUAUUUUUAUACUGUAUUAACAGAUAUUAAUAUGCACAGACGUAUACGUUACAUCACGGACUUGUGCUAUACGUGAUGAUCACAGUAAAAGAUGGUCACAGUACUGGGAUUUGAAUUCAGCCAAUGAGCGUAAAAUGAACAGAACGUCUGUUAAAAGAUCUAAAAGCAAACAAAAAUCAGAAACAGGAAAACGUUUUAAUAAAAAGUCCAAAGUUGCAGCAGACCCUGAUUCAGAAAACAUACCUCCUUGUUCAACUCCUUCGCAAAAUAAAUAUGUAAGGGAGCAUGUAAGAAAAAUUUUAGCUCAUACUCCUUCACAUUUAAAUGUGACUGCUUCAGCGGAACAAGGAAGUCCAGUCAGUGCUCCAACAAUUAGCCAGACAAGUGUGAAAGGAAACCUAUCUAUAACUCAAAACUUUACAGUGCUCUUGCAGAAUCCAUCUAAUGGUUAUUCUUUGCCUGAGGAUCACUCAGACGUAAAAGUGGGGACGUAUGAUGACUAUCAGAUUCUGCCUUCACACAACACUGAACAGGUCCCUCAAAAAUGUAAAAGCUCUCAUCGUCGGAGACACUUGUCCUUCAAAACUUGUCUGGAGCAACAUACUUUAACUCUUGCAGAGGUGAAAAAGGACACAAAUCACUUAAGAGAGGUUACUGUUGCUGGAAAGAUUUUGGACUUUCAGCCUGCAAUCAGCAUUCUGGAGAAUGAAGAAGGGAUACAUUAUUCUCAUUAUAUCCUGUAUGAUACCACUGCAAAAGUUCACUUGAGUUUAGCUGAGAAGUUUAUUGUAACCCUCAAUCAGUGGUAUAUAUUUAAAAGUCUUUCCAUCUGUGACUUUGGCAAGGGAAAUGUGCUUUGUUCAACCGAACUCACAACACUGGAGCCAUUUACUCCUUUAGCAGACAAUCUACAGGAGUCUGAAGAGACUGUCAUCUCAGGGAAGGUCACUGAGGCAUUACUGACCUUUGAAUAUAUCUGUUCAUGUGGUGCCAUGCUCUCUCUCUCUAAUACCAAAUUGUUCCGUAUUAAAUGCAACAAGUGCAGAAAAAGCUGCAGGUGUGAAAAUGUUCAAAACAGAGCCAAGGCCAAUGUAACCAUCAAACAGCCCAAUGAAACAUACCAGAGAGUGGUGUUAAAUGAUGCACUGCUGCACUCCAUUGUCAGCUUUAAGAGAGAGGGAUACUGUGACAGUCAGCAGCUAGAGGACCGUCUGCUGAAAGCUGAGAGAAUGAUUGUAGUCUGUGUGGAUGAUGAGCCUCGGCGUGUGGAAAUAGAAGCAGUGGAACAAACAAAGGAUGUGGCAAAAAAAUCAUUUUUUUCUAGAUGGUGUGUCAUGAUGUGAAGCCUUUUUUACUUAAAGGGUUAGUUCACACCAAAAAGAAAAUUCUGUCAUCAUCUACUUAUUAGUAGAUGUUAGUUUGUCUUUGGAACACAAAUGAAAAUAUUUGUAAUGACACCUGAGAGAUUUCUUUCUCUCAAUUUAACUGACUAUUCACCCAAAACUGACGCUCUGAAUGUUCGUAAAGAGAACAACUAAUAAAUAUAUAUGAAAUAAGCAGUUUAACCCAAGUCUUCUGAAGAGAAGUGAUUAUUUUAUAUGAUGAACAACUUUAAUUUUGGUUUUUAAUUUAAUUAAUAAGAAAUGUGUAUGAUUGGUUGGUUUAGUUUAAUUGUAAACGUAUAACAAUCUUCACAUAAAUUAAAUUAUACACAGCUGAGUCAAAAGUUUACAUACACCUUGCAGAAUCUGCAAAAUGUAAAUUAUUUUACUUAUUUAAUUAUGUCGCAUAAAAGAUGUUUACAUAUAGUCCACAAGAAAAAAAUUAUUUCUAAAAAAAAUGACCCCAUUCAAAAUUUCACAUACACUUGAUUCUAAAGGGUUCAAAUACACAAAAAAGCUGAAAACCCAAAGAAUUUGUGGGACCUGAAAGAUUUUUUUUUGAAGAACAGCGAGCAGUUUAACUGUUCAGGACAAACAAGGAACUCAUGAACAACUAUCACUAAAAAAAUAAAAAAAACUGCUUUGGAUCAUUCAAGUAACAACACAGUAUUAAGAAUCAAGUGUAAACUUUUGAAUGAUUCAUCUUUGAUUAUGAUUUUAAGUCAUUUUUUAUACAUUUUCUCUUGUGGACUAUAUGUAAACAUCUUUUAUGUGAAAUACCUUAUUCAGGUCAGUACUAAAUAAAAAACAUGCAUUUUGUAUGAUCCUUCUUAUAUUGAUAAAAUAAUUAAAAUUUUGCAGAUUCUGCAAGGUGUAUGCAAACUUUUGACUUCAACUGUAUGUAUAAACUACAAAUUGAAUACAGAUUGAUCUUUAUUCAGGCUACAAAGGUUAAAGUCACAAAAGUUAACAAAGAACAGUGAGUGAUUUUCUUUUUCUCAUUCUUUGAUUUACAUCAGUGACAGACUGCAGCAGGUUUAUUAGGCUGCUGUCAUUUUAAAACCUGGCGAACAUGAUGCGGAUCUGACACGCAUCAGAUUUUUUCCCAACUCUUAAAACAUACCACAUUUAACCUUAAAUGACCAUAUCAUUGGUCAUUUAAGGCUUUUAAACUCAUUCAAACUGUGUUUACUAGGUCACUUUCUAAAAAUGGGCAUUUUGAGACAAUUUUGUUUUUUUGUUUGUUUGUUUUUGUCCCUUCAAGUGCGAAAGAGAAUUCAAUUCAAUUGGCAUGCUGUCUGAAGCAGCUUUCUGUGCACGUGUCUCGGGUGUCACCCUAACUCUCUCAAAAUACUUAAUUUAUUGAAUACAUGCAUAUUUUGCAAUAAACAGUUGUUUCUUAUUUAUUAAUGUCUAGUAUUGGUUAUUACCUUUAGUUUUGUUUUUUUCCCAUUUAUGUAUGUAGUAUGUUUUUUACUGUAUGUCUGUAUAACAGAAAAUUGACAAUGCUGUCAACACCCCAGCUAUCAUAUUAUGAUUGUAAUUUUUUUCUUUUAUGUAUUCAUAAGUUUAACCUUGAUAUCUUUAUUACUG
Labeo rohita (rohu) is the source of this 3391-nucleotide messenger RNA. RefSeq lists its product as uncharacterized. Bases 551 to 1759 code for a protein of 402 amino acids. The record is from RefSeq and is a predicted model, not a curated record. NCBI's taxonomy places the organism in Eukaryota, Metazoa, Chordata, Actinopteri, Cypriniformes, Cyprinidae. The transcript has 8 exons.